AUGGCGGCGGCAAUGCUGAAGGUUGCGUGCAGCCUGGCGGGCUGGUUGGGUCUCUACGUACUGCUGUGCCGGCUCUCGCCACAGCGCGGGCCCGAGUGGAACUGCCGACUGGUCACGCUGACGCACGGGGUCGCCAUCAUGAUGUUGACGGCGUACGUGAUCUUCGUGGAAGGUCCCUGGCCCCUCACGCACGCAGGUAGUGAGAACACGGAGCUGCAGACGUCGGCGCUGUGCGUCUGCCUGGGCUACUUUCUCUUUGACAUGUCCUGGUGCGUGCGCUUCGGUGGUGAGAGCGCCGUCAUGCUAGGCCACCACGCCGCCAGCAUCGCGGGCAUCCUGCUGGCGCUUCUGAUGGGCGUGUCGGCAUGUGAGACGUGCGCCGUCAUCUUCGGUAGCGAAAUCACCAACCCCCUACUGCAGGUCCGCUGGUUCCUACGCCGUCUGGGCCGCUACGACAGCUUGCUGGGCGACACUGUGGACCUGCUCUUCAUCGUCCUCUUCGCCACCGUGCGGGUGGGCGUGGGCGCUUGUAUGUUUUACUGCGAGCUGACCUCGCCCAGGACUGCGCCCAUCAUGAAGCUGGGCGGCGUUGUCAUGUACGGCCUGGCCUGGGUGUUCAUGGUGGACAUCGCCAGGUUCGGAUACAAAAAAAGUAAAAUGCGCUACAAACAGUGGUGUGAGAGGCGCAAAGAGUUUCACGUGGAUGGACAUCAUUUAGACAACAGGAAGAGUGGUUGCUUCAAAUCAGAAUGA
Messenger RNA from Nerophis lumbriciformis (worm pipefish), 753 nucleotides. Lineage: Eukaryota; Metazoa; Chordata; Actinopteri; Syngnathiformes; Syngnathidae. The record is from RefSeq and is a predicted model, not a curated record.